AUGGCGAGUAGCACGUCUAGCGAGUCUGAUUUCGAAGGCGUCGAGAUGUCAGCCACACCGACAGUGUCCAUCGACCCGGACUCAGUUACUACAAGUUCGCUGCACGCUCUACAAUCUGCAGAUCAACGCAAAGUUAUGGAUAUCGUAGACAAGCUGCGACGUACAGGGCUCAGUGGCAUUGUGGAACUACCUCAGCUUGUAGUCUGCGGUGACCAGUCAUCCGGUAAAAGUUCUGUGCUCGAAGCUAUCACUGAGAUCCCGUUUCCUCGCAAGGAAAACCUGUGCACAAGAUUCGCGACUGAAAUCAUCCUCCGUCGCUCUGCAUCGUCGACCAGCACGAUCACGAUCACUCCAGACAAGCUUCGCCCGAAGUCGGAGCAAGCCAAGCUCAAGUCGUUCAGCAAGUCCAUGAACGACUUUAGUCAGCUCCCAGAUGUGAUUGAAGAGGCGACGCAAGUGAUGGGUCUCGGGGUCGUAGGUGGGAUCAAUUCAAGGGCAUUCUCUCGUGACGUGCUGUCGAUCGAGAUAACUGGCCCAGCCAGGCCGCAGCUAACUCUUGUCGAUCUUCCGGGCCUCAUCCAUGCGACCAACAAAGCGCAAACGGAAACCGAUAAGGAGCUGAUCCUGAACCUGGUCAAGGAAUACAUGAAGAAUCCGCGCACCAUCAUCUUGGCAGUGGUCAGCGCAAAGAACGAUUACGCUAAUCAAAUCAUUCUUGACCAUUGCCGCAAGAUCGACGAGCAAGGCCGCCGCACCCUUGGUAUCAUUACCAAGCCCGACUUUCUCCGUGAAGGAACCGACAACGAACAAGCCUGGAUCGAAUUGGCGCAGAACAAGGACAUCUACUUGGAGCGCGGGUGGCACAUGCUUAAGAAUCGUGGUGAUGAUCAGAUGAAGUUCUCUUUCGAGGAACGCAACGCAGACGAGGACUUGUUCUUUAGCAAAGGUCGUUAUGCCGAUCUGCCCCGUGAGUGCGUUGGCAUCGACUCCUUGCGCGAGCGUCUCAGCAAGGUGCUGCUUAACCAUUUGAUCAAGGAGCUCCCUUCUCUAAAGGACGAGAUGGUCAGCAAACUUCAGAGUCCCAUUGCCGAGAUUGAGAAGCUAGGCGACAAGCGCGACACCACUCAUGAGCAACGCAUGGUUCUGAUGAAGAUCAGCAUGCGCAUCAGCGACACCCUCAAAUCUGCUACUCAAGGCUACUACGAGUCGCCAUUUUUCGGAUCGAUCAAUAUGGACGCAGCUAUAGAUGCGCCCGAGAACAUUCGCCGCUUCCGAGCCGUGAUUCAAUACCUCAACAUCCAGUUUGCCAACGAUAUGCGCUUGAGGGGUCAUAAGUACGCGUUUGGAGCUGGACCCGGUGAUGAAGAGCGAGAAAUCGAAGAGGACAGAAAAGUGCAGGAAGAACUUGACAACGUCGCCGAACAUCCGAGACUUGUGUUCCUCCCCAGGCCCACAAAGCUCACACGUCAACAAGCCAUUGAGUGGGUCAAGAAUAAUCUAGAGCGAUCUCGUGGCCACGAGCUUCCUGGCACGUUCCAACCAAUGCUGAUAUCGCAGCUUUUCUGGGAGCAGUCUCAGCCAUGGGAGCAGAUUGCAUCUCAGCAUGUUACCACAAUUGCGAGUGCUUGUAAGGAGUUUGUCGAUACUGUGCUGCAAGAUGCCGCUCCAUCUGAGUUCGAAGACAAGCUAAGAACUCUCUAUGUGGAUGGUGCUUUGACUGAGGCCCUUGCUGGCGCGCAACAAGAACUGAAAAAGGUUCUGAAAGACAAAGCUCGUCAUCCCACCACUUACAACCAUUAUUUCACCACCACUGUCCAAAAGAUGCGUCAACGCAAAAAUCAGAAGAUCACUGAGAAAGCCUCGGAAGCCUCAGAAGUCAGCAUGUUCGAUCCUGACUAUGGGCCACGUACACCUCUUGACCCUGAUAAGCUUGCAGUAGCUAUGGACAAAGCGAUAGAGCCAGAUAUGGACGUCUUCUCAAGCCAAGAAGCUCUUGAUACUGAGCGCGCAUUCUACAAGGAUGAGGUGAAGUACUUUGUCAGUGCCGUCACUAAGGCUGUCAUCGAGCGUCACUUGGUCGAACCUCUCCCUGAAAUCAUUCUUUCGCCUCUGGUCGUAACGCAAAUGACAGAGAAAGAGGUCGGAUUUGUCGCUGCUGAGCCUCCCGAGAUUACGCAGCAGCGCUUCCACCUGGAGUCUAGAAAGUGUAUGUUGGAGAGAGGUUUGGAGACUUUCAGAGAAGCUAUGGGUGGACUGAAGCGAUAG
Alternaria postmessia is the source of this 2265-nucleotide messenger RNA. RefSeq lists its product as uncharacterized. The coding region runs from base 1 to 2265 and encodes 754 amino acids. The transcript is spliced from 3 exons. Gene Ontology annotation, cellular component: cytoplasm; microtubule; membrane. NCBI's taxonomy places the organism in Eukaryota, Fungi, Ascomycota, Dothideomycetes, Pleosporales, Pleosporaceae. Gene Ontology annotation, molecular function: GTPase activity; microtubule binding; GTP binding. The record is from RefSeq and is a predicted model, not a curated record.